This is a messenger RNA of Symphalangus syndactylus (siamang), 3010 nucleotides long. It is a transcript of the gene EVX1, whose product is annotated as even-skipped homeobox 1. The record is from RefSeq and is a predicted model, not a curated record. Gene Ontology annotation, biological process: regulation of transcription by RNA polymerase II. Gene Ontology annotation, cellular component: nucleus. Gene Ontology annotation, molecular function: RNA polymerase II cis-regulatory region sequence-specific DNA binding; DNA-binding transcription factor activity, RNA polymerase II-specific. NCBI's taxonomy places the organism in Eukaryota, Metazoa, Chordata, Mammalia, Primates, Hylobatidae.
AGAGGCGGUGCGGCACAGAGGAGCGCUCGCUUCACAAGGUGACCCUAGCUCCCCACCGCCACCGCCGCGGUCGCGGUCCAGAACGCGCUCCAGCCGCUCCACGCCGUCCCAGGCACCCAGCCUCUCUUUCUCCCUCUUGCAACCAAGAUCUGUCCGGCCGUUGGAGACCCGGGGAGCCGGGGUUAGGAACUCAUUUGGGGCUUUCCCCUCCCCCACCGGAGAGCCCCGGGAUGGAGAGCCGAAAGGACAUGGUUGUGUUUCUGGAUGGGGGUCAGCUUGGCACUCUGGUUGGCAAGAGAGUCUCAAAUUUGUCCGAAGCCGUGGGCAGCCCGCUGCCGGAGCCGCCUGAGAAGAUGGUGCCCCGUGGUUGCCUGAGCCCUCGGGCCGUCCCUCCGGCCACUCGGGAGCGCGGCGGGGGAGGCCGGGAGGAGGAGCCGGUAGAUGGACUAGCAGGAAGCGCGGCGGGGCCGGGCGCCGAGCCCCGGGUAGCCGGGGCGGCCAUGCUCGGCCCGGGACCCCCGGCCCCCUCAGUCGACAGCCUCUCCGGCCAGGGGCAACCCAGUAGCUCGGACACCGAGUCGGAUUUCUAUGAAGAAAUCGAGGUGAGCUGCACCCCGGACUGCGCCACCGGGAACGCCGAGUACCAGCACAGCAAAGGGUCCGGCUCCGAGGCGCUGGUCGGCAGUCCGAACGGAGGGAGCGAGACCCCCAAGAGCAACGGCGGCGGUGGUGGGGGCGGCUCGCAAGGCACCCUGGCGUGCAGCGCCAGUGACCAGAUGCGUCGUUACCGCACCGCCUUCACCCGAGAGCAGAUUGCGCGGCUGGAGAAGGAAUUCUAUCGGGAGAACUACGUAUCCAGGCCGCGGAGAUGUGAGCUGGCGGCCGCCCUAAACCUGCCGGAAACCACCAUCAAGGUGUGGUUCCAGAACCGGCGCAUGAAGGACAAGCGGCAGCGCCUGGCCAUGACGUGGCCGCACCCGGCGGACCCCGCCUUCUACACUUACAUGAUGAGCCAUGCGGCGGCCGCGGGCGGCCUGCCCUACCCCUUCCCAUCGCACCUGCCCCUGCCCUAUUACUCGCCGGUGGGCCUGGGCGCCGCAUCCGCCGCCUCCGCCGCCGCCUCGCCCUUCAGCGGCCCGCUGCGCCCGCUCGACACGUUCCGCGUGCUGUCGCAGCCCUACCCGCGGCCCGAACUGCUGUGCGCCUUCCGCCACCCGCCGCUCUACCCCGGGCCCGCGCACGGACUGGGCGCCUCUGCCGGCGGCCCCUGCUCCUGCCUCGCCUGUCACAGCGGCCCGGCCAACGGGCUGGCGCCCCGGGCUGCCGCCGCCUCGGACUUCACCUGUGCCUCCACCUCCCGAUCGGACUCCUUCCUCACCUUCGCGCCCUCUGUGCUCAGCAAGGCCUCCUCGGUCGCGCUGGACCAGAGGGAGGAGGUGCCCCUCACUAGAUAAGGGGCCGCUGGCCGGCUGCCGUCUCCAUGAUGCCCGUGGGGUCACCCCCCGGCCCCGGGACUCAGCCAGCCUCGCUCCUGAGGGGAGAGGAGAGGGCGGAAAAGGACCAGCGGGAUCCCGCCGCAAGAAUUGGAAAGCCUAGGAAGUGGCGGUGGCUAGCGCAUUUGGGGGGCAGGAGUGGGGAUAGGGAAGCAGAGGUUGAGAGACCUUCCUCUGCGGCGGCCUCCGGACCCACCGCCCCUCACCGGGGUCGAAGGUGUAGCUCCAAAGCUAAACAAAACUUAGCAGUGACAGCAACCAAUAUCCAGCCCCUCGGCCCCUCACCCUCCACCUCACACUCCCUUCUCACCGGGCCCCCUCUCCCUAGCCAAGGCCCAAGCACUGGAAAGGGAAAUUGCUGUCUCUCUGAACAAAAUGCUGUGUAUGCAGAGCAGGUAGAGAUUAAUCUUUGCCAGCUUUCCCAAGGCAUGAUAAGGGGCUGGUGGAUGGCAACAUACCAGUCAUUUGGAGGAGAGAGUGAGAGAUGAUUUACUACCAGGGAGAAUCCGGCCCCUUGGCAUGGAACCUGGAGCCUCGACUACACAGCAUCUUCUGGGUCUGGCGUCUGCCAGCACCUGAUCUCUUUCCUCAUUCUCAGCUUUGUGACACCUCUCGACUUGCGGCUCCAUCUCUCCCUGCCGCCACUUUUUUGUUGGUCAGGGAGGCUGCAGAUGCCCCAGGAGUCCUUUGCCGAUUCUCUGAGGCCAAGCCUUUUUUCCCUGGGCCAAGCACACACCCUGAUUAGCAAGUGAUGUGUGCGAGGAGGGUUUGUGAAUGUUGAAUGUGGAAUAAUGAUCACCAUGGAGCUGGCCACUGACCCCAGAGCUGAGCUGUUAACAAGGCGCCCAGGGAAGAGCUUAGGGAGUGGGAACUUCACCUCCCUCUCUCAGUAUCUGGCGCUACCACUGGAGCUUGACUUUCAGAUACCAGUGGGAGCCUUCUGUCCCUUCUGGGGACCCUGUCUGUGGCCUCCACCAGGGUUUGUUUAGAGCCACUCCCAAAUCCUCACUCCACACUCAUCCUUGCAGCCAGUUUUUGAGGAAGAGGAGAACGUGUAACCCCAAUGAGGGAAAAUGGAGGCUCGAGGUCUACACAGCUAUUAGUGGCCGAUGUAGCUAUGAGCUCCGGGCUCCCACUUCCUCUUCUCUCACCCUGUUUUGGGGCACAGAUUCUGAGGCUUCUCCCGCUUGGUUGCUUCCAUUAUUCCCCAACUGAGGAAACCCCAGCCACCAUAUGUCUGCCGGAGAAUGAGCAUGAGUGUCGCGGUGGACAGUUGCCGCCAAAGGUGUCCAGACGGAUGGCAUUCUCAGGGAUCUUAGCAUCCUCUCCAUACACCAUCACCCAAGAAUGGUAGAGGAAGGAGUAGGAGUGGGGGUACAGAUAGGAAAGAAAGGAGGUUGUGGCCACAAAAUUGGCAUUUCUCUAAUUACCAACCCCCUCCUCCACCAUCCUGCCACCAUUUGUCAUGGCAAAGUUCUCUUUCUGUGCCCCUUCCCUAACAAAGAAAUCCUCAGUCA